AUGGACGCUGCUGUCGCGCCCGCCCCGCCACCUGCCCAGCUCACUCCUUCGAAGAAACGCAACCACGAAGGAGAAGUCAUUUACCGUCCGGGAUCUGUGCCUUCUCCAGACGGCCAGCACAGUAGCCCCCUCACCGCCGACGACGACUCCCGCUGCGGAACGCCAAACGUCGGUGUCCACAGCACUCCGUUGACCGAGUUCGGUGAUACUCCUGUCCUGAGCCCGUCACAGCCGUCCUCCAUGGCUCCUGCCGACGGGAAGAAACGCAAGGUCACCUUUGCGGAGAAGGAGGCCGACAAGGCCAUCAAGAAGGCCGAGAAGGAAGAAAAAGAGAGACUCAAGGCCGAGGCCAAGGCUAAGAAGGACGAAGAGAAGAAACGCAAGGAAGAAGAGAAAGACGCUGCCCGAAAGGUCCGAGAGGAGAAGAAGAAACAGAAAGACGCGGAGAAGCAGGAGAAGGAGGCCGAAAAGCAACGCAAGGAAGCUGAGGCGAUGAAGAAAGAAAGGGCACAAAUGAGAAUCGGUGCGUUCUUUGGUCGCCCAGCUGUUGCCACGUCACCUCAGGCUAGUGACCUGGGAAAUGUCUCCCGUGGUACGACGCCUUCUAGAAGAGGCUCGGUCACGUCUAUUGACCUGGAACCACCCCUGGUCGAGAUCAAAUCGCCGGCAUCCAAACCCACGAAUUCCGGGUACAACGAAUGGAUUCUCCCUUUCUUUGUCAAGGAACAUAUGGAAGUUGCACCAUUCAAUCGCUUCCACUCGAAUAGAGCUGUGUUGGACAAUGAUGCUCUAGCCUUCAACCAAGACAUAUGCCCAGAGAAACUUGGAAGUCGACUGCAUAGACGGCGUCGGGUCCGACCUGUGAAACCUGUAAAAGAAAUCCUGAACGAAAUGAGUAGUACUCCGACUUCUUCAAACGUUCUGGCCGACCUUCCCUACAAGUACUUGUUUUUCCACGAAGACAUUCGACCUCCCUAUCAUGGGACAUAUACGAGAGUUGUGUCUCCACGACGUACCAGAAAGCUUGCCGUCAAUUCUGCCUAUCGGGGAUUACCGGACACGAACUAUGACUAUGACAGCGAAGCGGAAUGGCAAGAACCUGAGGAAGGAGAUGAGGAAGUGCUAGACGACGACGAGAAAUCUGAAGACGAGGACGGGGACGAAGAGAUGGGAGACUUUCUCGAUGACGAAGGAGAGAUUGCCAAACGUCAGUUGAUUGUUGGUGAUAUGGAACCCAAGUGCAGUGGGCUAUGCUGGGAAGGGGAAGGCGAAGACGGACCACCUCGAGACGGCUUUGAUUUGUCCUCGUACCGUAUGGACGUUCUGCACGACUCAACAGCCUUCCCGAUUGAUCCAUACUCGACGGUGCACUGGGCAGACGUUGGGAAGAAGAGCCCUGCCAAGCGGGAGGAGAAGCCGCAGACUCCUUCCAUGCAGCCUCCUCGUCUACCACUGGCGGCAGUCGACCCGAACAGUGGCGGUUUGCUUGCUCAGUCCGGCCUCCUGAAGUUUGCGCCCGGCGACCGGCAACCAGAGACCCCGUGUCAAACGUCCAAAUUAAAAGCGAGCCAUGCUUCGGGCAAACCGGUCAAGACUAUCUCGGCAGAGUUUUUCCCGGCAUUCAGAGAAGCAGUGUCAGGCAACCCAUUGACAAAAACUGGGUUAAUCGAGGUGCUGAAGAAUCAGUUUCCAAAAUGCUCAAAGGACGCCAUCAAAAACACUCUGGAGGCCAUUGCGGAGAGAAGAGGCGUCAAGGAGGCUGAGAAGAAAUGGGUUUUGAUCGGUUGA
Fonsecaea erecta is the source of this 1788-nucleotide messenger RNA. RefSeq lists its product as hypothetical. The record is from RefSeq and is a predicted model, not a curated record. Gene Ontology annotation, biological process: nucleosome assembly. The coding region runs from base 1 to 1788 and encodes 595 amino acids. Lineage: Eukaryota; Fungi; Ascomycota; Eurotiomycetes; Chaetothyriales; Herpotrichiellaceae. The transcript has 2 exons. Gene Ontology annotation, cellular component: CAF-1 complex; nucleus.